Microthlaspi erraticum is the source of this 417-nucleotide messenger RNA. The record is from the annotation of a GenBank genome assembly. Lineage: Eukaryota; Viridiplantae; Streptophyta; Magnoliopsida; Brassicales; Brassicaceae.
AUGGGGCCUGCUUUCAAGGUUACACGGAUUGGGAUUAGGCAGAGAUUGGCACACAGGAAGUACAAGGACAAGUCUGACGCUAAAGUAAUUGCCAGUAAGAUUAAGCAAAUCCAAGACAAGCCCGACAAGACGGACAAGCCCGACAAGCCCGACAAGACGGACAAGCCGGACAAGACGGACAAGCCGGACAAGACGGACAAGCCGGACGAGCCGGACAAGACGGACGAGCUGCUCGAGCUGCUCGAGCUGCGUGACCGUCCUUAUAAACCCUACUGUCCAAAGUUAACUGUACCACUCGUGAUCCAUGAUGGCGGUAAAACUACUCACACCGUCAUGUCGGUCAAUGAUCCCAUUUACAAGGAAUUACGUAGUAUGUAUUACGUUAAAAACAACUCUUGCGCUCUGCUUCUACCCUAA